This is a messenger RNA of Stylonychia lemnae, 348 nucleotides long. NCBI's taxonomy places the organism in Eukaryota, Ciliophora, Spirotrichea, Sporadotrichida, Oxytrichidae. The record is from the annotation of a GenBank genome assembly.
AUGAGAAAAUUUUUGACUGAGGAAAUAGCGGAUCUGCUUGAAUGUCCUCCUACUCUCUAUCAAUUGGCUUUAUACCAAGCUGGGAGGGUGAAAGAAAUUCCAGAUGGAAGAGUUUAGGUGGUGAAGGCACUUGGUAUUGGAAUUAUCGCAGAACAAUUAAAAUACGAAAAGCCCCAGAAUUUUUCAGAUCCCAAUGAUGAAUAAGCAUAUCACAAAUCAAUAAAAAUAGCAUUGGUAUUUAUCGAGCACCUUCAAAGAUGCUUGCAUCACAAAAAGAUUAUUGUGAAGGAUAGUUCUUUGAACUAUGAAAGGUAAAGCAUAAUGGGAGACUUGCCAAAUAGGUCUUGA